CAAUCACCUACCUUUUGCAACGAAUCCCCUCUUGGGCUCCGUGCUUCUUCCAACCCUCCGACUCCAACUCCAACUCCAAGGCGUCACGGCAACAUGGAGCAGCAGCAGCAAGGGGCCGACGCGGCGGCGGCGGCCAGGCGGAUGGCCACGCUCGCCUCCCACCUGCGCCCGCACCCCACCUCUCAGCCUCAGGAACUGCUCUACUCUCUGCUAACUUUUCUCCUCCUGUUCUUUUUGGAGGAGGAGGAGGUCUCCUUCCUGAGCGGAUCCAAUUGCCGUGCAAAAGGGGCAUUCAAGGUUGCAAUCUUGGGCGCGUCUGGUGGGAUCGGUCAGCCGCUCGCGUUACUAAUGAAGAUGAACCCACUUGUUUUGGUGCUCCAUCUAUAUGAUGUGGUGUCACAGCUGACAUUAGCCACAUGAACACCGGUGCUGUGGUAUGCUCCUGGUCAUUGUGUUUGCCCCAUCUUUAUUUGAAAUCACUUUCUGAGAUUCAGGAAUAUUGAUCUGGAGGACCAGAUUACUGUAGCAGUUGCAUUUCGCUAUACUCUACUACAUUUCUUUCCAUAUCUCUCUUAGGUUAUAUUUAGUGGAUAUGAAGUGCUGCAGCUGCACAUAUGUCUUUCGCAACUGUAUGUAUGACUCCUGAAGCAGUUGCAGCUAGCUGUUAUAGUUUUUGUAACUCAGCCACUCAGGAGACAACAGUUUCCCUGUGAAAUACUCAGGUAUAAAAAAUCAUGUUGCGUCAGGAAUUUCUACAGAAAACCUUGGAAGAAAUUUACAUAAUAACUGACCACUCACUGAUAGUUGUGGAUCAAAGCUCAAAACAUAAACAGUGCUGACCAACUUACAAUUUUUAAACAAGAAUUAAUUGUCAUUGAUUUAAGUUUUGUCCCUUCCUAGAUAUCUUUGACAGCCCUCUGUUUUUCAUACAAACAUACGGUAAUUCAUAUGAUUAUUGAAGCAUAAAAGAUUUUUUUGAUAAUUGAAUGUGUUAUUUUAAAUCCUAAAAUCUACAAUUGUGUGGCUUCUUGGGCCAGCCACAGUUGGAAAGUGUUCUAACUGGAAUGGAUCUUGUGAUAAUUCCUGCUGGUGU
Molecule: messenger RNA, 1093 nt
Organism: Phragmites australis (common reed)
Lineage: Eukaryota; Viridiplantae; Streptophyta; Magnoliopsida; Poales; Poaceae
Product: malate dehydrogenase, glyoxysomal-like
Exons: 2
Coding region: 94-420 (108 amino acids)
Cellular component (GO): cytoplasm; chloroplast
Molecular function (GO): L-malate dehydrogenase (NAD+) activity
Source: RefSeq, a predicted model, not a curated record